Messenger RNA from Nilaparvata lugens (brown planthopper), 1594 nucleotides. RefSeq lists its product as uncharacterized. NCBI's taxonomy places the organism in Eukaryota, Metazoa, Arthropoda, Insecta, Hemiptera, Delphacidae. The record is from RefSeq and is a predicted model, not a curated record. The transcript has 5 exons. Gene Ontology annotation, cellular component: plasma membrane. Gene Ontology annotation, biological process: sensory perception of smell; detection of chemical stimulus involved in sensory perception of smell. Gene Ontology annotation, molecular function: odorant binding; olfactory receptor activity. Bases 270 to 1406 code for a protein of 378 amino acids.
GUAUGUUUUUUUUUGUAUCCAUAUUCUAGGACUGAAAUUGGGGAGGUUCUAUUGCCGGACUCUCUACUUCUUAAUAGGCCAGUGAAUUAUUUUGAAUGAUUUUUUUUAAACUUUCAAAUAAUUAUUUUGAAUGAAUUUUUUGACUCUAGGGACAAGGAAAAAUUGAGGAAAGCAGACAAAAACUGAUAAAAUACUUGAAACGAACCAAUUUGUACCCCAAGGAGCAUGCCACAUUUUUCGGAAAGUUCAUCUAUGCAUUUGUCAACUACAUGUUCCUCCAAACCGUGUAUGCAAUCAUCCAUAAAUGGAGUGUUUGGAGCUUCAGCUCCAAGGUUUCAGCCAUUGAAAGCCUCAACAAUAACAUGGGUACUCUGGGAUUGGUCAAUGAUAUAUUUCCAUUCCUCACCCAUGUCCCGGUUGCAAUAUCAAUCAUAGAUGACAAAUAUUUCUUGAAUGAUAUUACUACCAGCAGUUACAAGAAGAAGAAACAAUACAUUGCAAAAUUGGAUAGGAUCAACGAGAUGGAACAGAAAACCGUUCUAUUAGUUGACCGUCUUGAAAUCAUCUUGAUUUGUUUCUACACUGGAUACAUGCUGGCUCCAGCAUUCGGCAUAAUUCUUCAUAUCAUGAAAUCGCAAAGUUUGAGUCGAGUUAUUUUGCCAUUCAUGUUUUUCAUAUCUCAUGAGAGUGCAGCAAGAAGCCCUCCAGUAUUUUCCAGCCUUCAAACACUCUUACAAGUGUUCCUGGUGGAAUCAUUCUACAUCUACAUACAGUUGAUUUGCACUGUGAUUCUGCACACACGUUUCAUCCUCACCGUCAGUCAUGUGUCGUUGGAAAUUGAUUUAUUCUGUAUGAGACUUGAGGAGCUGUGUUUGGAAAAUAUCGAACACAAUGAAGACGACUACUACAAUGCAGGAAAUUUUUAUGAUCAAGAGAGGAAAUUGAAAUUGGUUGUCAGAGAUUUGGUCAUACAUCAUCAACUGAUAUUCAAGAAGGUGCAUAAGCUGAAUAGCUCCUUAGUGAGUUCUCUGAUUUAUGGAAAUUCAUUUCUCACAAUUCAACUGGCUAUAUUGAUAUUCUGCUUACAGCAACAUCCGGAUUUCCUCCAACGCAUAAGAUAUGCAAUCAUGAUGAUACCGUUGCUUUUCAUGCUCAUUGCCUACUCUGAAUAUGGACAGAGAAUAGAAAACCAGGGAAAUAAAAUGAGACUCGCGCUCCACAAUUUUCCAUGGCAAGGAAAACCAAAAUGGGUGCAAAGUACACUGAGAAUCCUCAUGAUCCGUUCAAAUAUGCCUCCUCAAGUCAGCAGCGCCUACAACUUCUUCAAGCAGAAUCGGGAAAAUAUGAGUAAACUGAUGAAAUUGGCCUACUCCUAUUUCAAUCUGCUGGAAAGGGUUUCUACUUAGAUCAGCACUGCAUUUUUUGGAAUAUGAAUAGAGGAAUUCUUCAUUCAAAAAGAGGAUGAUAAUACAAAAUUUGAAACUUAUAUUGAUUUAUGUACUUUAUCAUAGAAAUGUAUAUGUUUAUUGCUUUCACAAAAAUGAGAAAUGAUUAAUUUGUUGUAUCAGAGGAAAUAAAUUAUGAGCAAAGAGUC